Trichoplusia ni (cabbage looper) is the source of this 9165-nucleotide messenger RNA. RefSeq lists its product as uncharacterized. The coding region runs from base 8285 to 9094 and encodes 269 amino acids. NCBI's taxonomy places the organism in Eukaryota, Metazoa, Arthropoda, Insecta, Lepidoptera, Noctuidae. The transcript has 4 exons. The record is from RefSeq and is a predicted model, not a curated record.
UUGAGACUAGAUGGCGUUGUGUGACAGUCGUGGAAUAUUAUUAUUAUUACUUUGAGGUAAUGGUAGGCACUUUUACCAGGUGUUACGAAUUGUAAUGGUUUACAUGUUACUUGCAUAAAGUAGCUAAUGUAUACAUCGAUUACUGAGAGUCUCUAUUAAAGUUAUAAUAUAUUACAUAUCAUAUUUGUGGAAGUGUGACAGCGCAAUAGACGGCGUAGAGUGGCAUCUCACAAAAAUACAACUUUCAAACGAACGGUAGGCCCCUGUCUACUACAUUAGCUUUCUCGCUUUCUGGAAUCGUUAAUUCCUUUUUGCGUGUUUUGUAUGACAGUAAGUGAAACCCGUUGCUAGUGCUUAUAACCUAUAUUCAACCUCUUUUUGUGUCCAAGAUUGAAUUGCCAUUGCUUGUGUAACCCUCUUUGCGAGUAGUAACGGGCCAUCCAAUGAAAUUCUGCAUUUGAUACCCACUCUUUUGGAUUAAUACUAUCAAUUACCAUUACAAUUAUCAGGGUAAUUACAGUCUGAUAUGAGCUGUUUGAGCUUAAGGGCGAAUCUAUAUACAGCAUAAAAAUAUUAACGAAUUAUGAUGUGAGUACCACUUUUAAAAUGAAUACUAGCUGAAAGUAUAUUGCCAUUACUACUAUUGCCAUUGUAAAACCAAGAUGGCACAUUACGCUGUGCCUAAUAGCACUACACUCUUGCUUCCACUACGAAAACAGUGAACCACAACUAAUUAAAGUAACAGUUACAGUAACGUUACAUUGAACAAUGUACAAGUUAGGUAAUUGUUAGGUAAGUUACAUUAUCAUAAGACAAGAGCUUGUGGUUCAAUGUCACUGGAACGCACUUUCCAAAUGCUCAAUACUUGUUUUCGUGUUUAUACGGUGGUCAAGUACAUUUCAAUGAAUAUUGUAAUGUAAUGCUAGCGGAAAAUUGCGUGAUAAUUAGUAAAAUUGCAAUAUUUUUUUACAUGGUUGUGAUUUCUCUUAGUGUUUUUUUUUUGCUGACGAUGCAAAAUUCAUUUUGAAUCUUGCUGUUUUCUGUCCGUCACUGAGAUAUUUGAACUUACACAUAUUAAUAAUGACUAUCUUAUGUUGCAUAUCAUAAGUUGCUCUAUAAAUACAAAAAUACAUCGGAAUAGUUACUACCUGUUUAUAAAGCCUGAUGGCAUUGUCUCGUAACUACAGUUUAUUUGAAAACAAAUCAUGGUUGUUACUAUGAAGAAAUUACAUAAGAUUAAGUUAACCAACGUUAGCAAACCAUUCAACCGGGGUUAUCGAAUAUGACCUCUCUAAGUGUAUUUUUACAUGUUUGAAUCACGGCAUUUAUGUUGCACAAAAAUCUCUCAUCUCUGUACAUUAAAGUUGAGAAAUGCUGAAGAAAAACGAUUACUGUGAUGAAAGCUUGCGUUUAAUAAUUGAUUGCAGUUUUAUAUUAUUUUAAAUUUUGUUUACAGGAGAAAAUGGUAAAAAAAUAUAUCAUAAUUCUGAGUGUGCAGUUCAAUUGGAAAUCACCUUGAUUUUGCGACUAUACCAUUACUUAAAUUCCUUAUUUGAGAACCUUCUGGCCUAUAUUAUCAAACAUGGCAUAUACUAUGUUUAUUCAUGUGCUCUACUUAACAGUUGUUCUUUAGUUACAUUUAAGACACAACCUACAAAACUUACAUAAAUAAGGUCAAAGGAAUUUAAGUCAUUACUAAAAGUUUAUGUAGAACCAGCCCAACAAGCGACCGACGAAGCGAUGACUAAGCGUUUCACUAUUUUACUUACCGCAUGCCACUACCACUAUAUGUUAUGGUAUGUUUAAGUAAAACUGCUGACGUUGUGGGAGCGAGAAGGCACGCUACAAGCCGUAGAACGCUGUUUCACUUCCACUAAUACAGUUGCCUUAGUUUAGGAGAUAGAGGUAGAGCCCCAGGGGUCACAGGUAAUCUCGAAAGAUCGUCGUUGAGGUGAUAAUUAUCGUUCAUACAUCUUAGCUACUGUAUACAUCUUUUUAAUUAGUGUAGGAAUAAUCAAUCACUGCUGCUAAAAGAUUGAAUUUGGUUAAUACUUAAUAAAAAAAAUAUUAUUGCAUAAUUAUAUGCUUAAGUUUGUUCUUCUACAGUUGUUAACUGACUGGUCUAAGGUAAGUUAUUUAUAACAGCUGAACUGUAAAAAAAAAUCGCUGUUACCAUUUGCAUUUCGUUUGUGGUAACCAUUUUUAUAGCCGUUUCCUAUAAUCCAUUCUAGCAUCUCAUACUUACAUUAAUAAAAUCAAAGCUUACCAUUUUAUAAAUAUUUCGUAUAAUUAUGCAUUUUACGCAGUGCGUUUGCCGUCAUUAACAAACUCUCGAUUGCAUUUCCAUGACCUCCAUCCAAGGUUUUAAUUCAUUAAAACAGGCCAAUUAUAUUACUGUUUCUUAAUGCUCGCGAUCAAAAUGUGUGGAACCGUAAAUAUUCUCUUCAAAUGUUUUAACAGGGCGACGAAGAAAGAGAGUAUCUCUUUACAGACUUGGAAUUUUAAGUGUCUCAUUAAGUAAGUUCUUUGAAAUUAAUAUUUUUGUGAUUCGCAUUUAAUCUCUGAUUUUAUUAAUACAAUGAAUGAAUUUUAAUGUGAAUCCGAAGAAUAAUGAUGUAAGGAUAAGUGAAAUCAUUUUAUUAAAAAACUGAUCUCGUAAAAAUGGUUGUAAACCUACGAUUUUUUUGUGUUUCUCAACAUUUGAAUGCAAUUUUAUCUUACUCUUAGUAGUAUUUUAACUUUUCUGGAACCAUCAAACAUAAAAGUAGAGUAAUUUGCCAUGCAUUGCAUUUUCUAAAUAUUUCUUUGAAUCACAUGAAAGUUUAGACGAAAUAGUUCUGAGAGCCGGGCUAUUGUGUAUUGUGUCAGUUCAUUUUCAUUGCAGCCCAUAUGUGUCACAGUAGUGAAAGUGAGGAAUAUUUACGAGUUAUGAAAGCAUAAUCCAAUGGUGCUGGUAUCUACCGUAACUGCUCCUGUUGCGUGGGCGGUAGUGGAUGUUACAACUAUUAAGGACCAAAUGCUUUAUGCACUAACUAAAUACAGACAAAUGGUAAAAAGAGAAGUAGCCUUCGAAUCAUAUAGAAACUUACCAGAACGUAGAUUUUAUUGGAUAAGAAUGAUCCUAACUUACAAUCAGGUAGUAAAAUAAAUAAUGGCAAACUCGGACAAAAUUCUAAAGGGAAGAAAUAAGACACGAUCGUAUAAAUCAAAACGAACAGAGUGGUUUUAAUACUUAGAAAAUAAAGCACAAGAAAAUAUUAUGUAAAAAAUAUUGUGUAAUCCGAAACAAAACACUAGCGAAACAAACAAUAUAGACGCUCUAACAAAAACAUUUAUCUAAGAGAGUGAUUAAACGGAUGAAAUGGACGAAAAUAAUUUCCCCUUCGAGAUUAAAAAUCAGACUGUAUUUAUGGGCUCGCAGCAAUUUUAAAUCUCCUUAUCUUUACCAACCAGGUGUAAAACCCGAACUGUUAGCUUUUGCUAUAGGCGAUGUUGCAACAAUCACGAUCGACCUUGUCUCCGUAUUUUAUCGCCGUCCUUUUCUCUCUCAACACCCAUUCCAAAAGUAUUAUCAACAAUUUAUUGUUGUUAUAACUAAAACUAUUGUUAUUAUUGCAAUGGGAAUCGAAUAGAGCCAUGUGGAUUUAAAAAGGGGUAUGUAUGUGGAAAUGAUGAAGGGAUGUUGUUCCGGACAUGCGUAUUGGAGUGGGAUGGCGACAGCCGGGCAGCGAGUAAACGUCAGUUGUUGGCCGGUCGCCGCGGAGCGCGUUGUGUCCCCCGCGCCAUCCAACCGCCUCGAUACAGUACACAUAUCAAAUUUCACGCGAAAAUUUGAUAUCGUCGUCGUUUUUGUGAAGUGUUUUCAAAAAGUUUGCUCGUUCACCGGUAAAUGUUUCAAGUUUAUCCGACUUAAGUAGUUUGUUCAAAUUUGUGCCUGGAAUUAUAUUAUUUGCGCUAUUGUGUUUUUUGUUGCUCAGUGAUAUGUUCGUUACCGUUUUGUUUUUGUAGUACGUAUGGUUUUUAUUAGUAUAGCUCAUUAAUGAAUUGUUCUACUUUUAUUUUUACCUUUCCAGUAUUGUUUCUUUAUGAUAUCACCAACAGAGUUGCUUUAUCGCUACUGAUAACUCUUAUCUAUAACUUGUGUUGUUCUAUGCAUUGACAAGAAUUGCACAUUUAAACGCUUGUACUUACUUACGGACUAUGUUUUGUCUCUCGUACCGGUAUUUUUAUAUUUUAUCAGAAAAAUGUAAUUUAUUGAGUAAUGAAAGUUCAUCGAACUAUUAGUGUUUGCGAUUAAAGUAUCAAUAAUAGAAUGUAGUAACAUUAUGCAUAUGACUAAUAAGUCAUGAACACUAAGAUACAUGAUACCUAUUUAGUUUAAUGUUUCCUUAUGUUUUCUAUAUUAAAUUAAAGUUCUCGACCGUUGGAACAAGUAGAUACGCGUUUGAGAUGAGUGUCUUUAUUGUGAAUCACCGACUGUAUGAAAUGCAAAAGACAAAGAAGGGAUUUGAAUAUAAGGCGAGGGGGCCUUGAAAUUGAUCGUCUGGUACACCCCAGCCUCUGGUUAACCGAACCCUUGGAUGUAGCGUGGGCACACUUAAUGCGGUACAAAUUUGAUUUUAUACCUCUGCUUCUGAUACACAUAGAACAAACCGAACUUGUUGAAUUAAAUCCCAAAUGUAUUUUUAAUAUUUACUUAGGUGGGUAGAACAUUUCAACGGUGUAUAAUUAGGAAUUGUUCACGCAAAUUUUAAUUAAGCUCCGAGCUUAAAAUGCGAUUCAAAAGGAUUAUGCAUGGGCAUUCAUUAGAAUUUCGAAGCGUGUCCUCGGAGCUGCCAAAUUUAUUUGAAAGACUUACAUAAUAAUAAAAAGAUUGUAAAACCAAGAUGGCACAUUACGCUGUGCCUAAUAGCACUACACUCUUGCUUCCACUACGAAAACAGUGAACCACAACUAAUUAAAGUAACAGUUACAGUAACGUUACAUUGAACAAUGUACAAGUUAGGUAAUUGUUAGGUAAGUUACAUUAUCAUAAGACAAGAGCUUGUGGUUCAAUGUCACUGGAACGCACUUUCCAAAUGCUCAAUACUUGUUUUCGUGUUUAUACGGUGGUCAAGUACAUUUCAAUGAAUAUUGUAAUGUAAUGCUAGCGGAAAAUUGCGUGAUAAUUAGUAAAAUUGCAAUAUUUUUUUACAUGGUUGUGAUUUCUCUUAGUGUUUUUUUUUUGCUGACGAUGCAAAAUUCAUUUUGAAUCUUGCUGUUUUCUGUCCGUCACUGAGAUAUUUGAACUUACACAUAUUAAUAAUGACUAUCUUAUGUUGCAUAUCAUAAGUUGCUCUAUAAAUACAAAAAUACAUCGGAAUAGUUACUACCUGUUUAUAAAGCCUGAUGGCAUUGUCUCGUAACUACAGUUUAUUUGAAAACAAAUCAUGGUUGUUACUAUGAAGAAAUUACAUAAGAUUAAGUUAACCAACGUUAGCAAACCAUUCAACCGGGGUUAUCGAAUAUGACCUCUCUAAGUGUAUUUUUACAUGUUUGAAUCACGGCAUUUAUGUUGCACAAAAAUCUCUCAUCUCUGUACAUUAAAGUUGAGAAAUGCUGAAGAAAAACGAUUACUGUGAUGAAAGCUUGCGUUUAAUAAUUGAUUGCAGUUUUAUAUUAUUUUAAAUUUUGUUUACAGGAGAAAAUGGUAAAAAAAUAUAUCAUAAUUCUGAGUGUGCAGUUCAAUUGGAAAUCACCUUGAUUUUGCGACUAUACCAUUACUUAAAUUCCUUAUUUGAGAACCUUCUGGCCUAUAUUAUCAAACAUGGCAUAUACUAUGUUUAUUCAUGUGCUCUACUUAACAGUUGUUCUUUAGUUACAUUUAAGACACAACCUACAAAACUUACAUAAAUAAGGUCAAAGGAAUUUAAGUCAUUACUAAAAGUUUAUGUAGAACCAGCCCAACAAGCGACCGACGAAGCGAUGACUAAGCGUUUCACUAUUUUACUUACCGCAUGCCACUACCACUAUAUGUUAUGGUAUGUUUAAGUAAAACUGCUGACGUUGUGGGAGCGAGAAGGCACGCUACAAGCCGUAGAACGCUGUUUCACUUCCACUAAUACAGUUGCCUUAGUUUAGGAGAUAGAGGUAGAGCCCCAGGGGUCACAGGUAAUCUCGAAAGAUCGUCGUUGAGGUGAUAAUUAUCGUUCAUACAUCUUAGCUACUGUAUACAUCUUUUUAAUUAGUGUAGGAAUAAUCAAUCACUGCUGCUAAAAGAUUGAAUUUGGUUAAUACUUAAUAAAAAAAAUAUUAUUGCAUAAUUAUAUGCUUAAGUUUGUUCUUCUACAGUUGUUAACUGACUGGUCUAAGGUAAGUUAUUUAUAACAGCUGAACUGUAAAAAAAAAUCGCUGUUACCAUUUGCAUUUCGUUUGUGGUAACCAUUUUUAUAGCCGUUUCCUAUAAUCCAUUCUAGCAUCUCAUACUUACAUUAAUAAAAUCAAAGCUUACCAUUUUAUAAAUAUUUCGUAUAAUUAUGCAUUUUACGCAGUGCGUUUGCCGUCAUUAACAAACUCUCGAUUGCAUUUCCAUGACCUCCAUCCAAGGUUUUAAUUCAUUAAAACAGGCCAAUUAUAUUACUGUUUCUUAAUGCUCGCGAUCAAAAUGUGUGGAACCGUAAAUAUUCUCUUCAAAUGUUUUAACAGGGCGACGAAGAAAGAGAGUAUCUCUUUACAGACUUGGAAUUUUAAGUGUCUCAUUAAGUAAGUUCUUUGAAAUUAAUAUUUUUGUGAUUCGCAUUUAAUCUCUGAUUUUAUUAAUACAAUGAAUGAAUUUUAAUGUGAAUCCGAAGAAUAAUGAUGUAAGGAUAAGUGAAAUCAUUUUAUUAAAAAACUGAUCUCGUAAAAAUGGUUGUAAACCUACGAUUUUUUUGUGUUUCUCAACAUUUGAAUGCAAUUUUAUCUUACUCUUAGUAGUAUUUUAACUUUUCUGGAACCAUCAAACAUAAAAGUAGAGUAAUUUGCCAUGCAUUGCAUUUUCUAAAUAUUUCUUUGAAUCACAUGAAAGUUUAGACGAAAUAGUUCUGAGAGCCGGGCUAUUGUGUAUUGUGUCAGUUCAUUUUCAUUGCAGCCCAUAUGUGUCACAGUAGUGAAAGUGAGGAAUAUUUACGAGUUAUGAAAGCAUAAUCCAAUGGUGCUGGUAUCUACCGUAACUGCUCCUGUUGCGUGGGCGGUAGUGGAUGUUACAACUAUUAAGGACCAAAUGCUUUAUGCACUAACUAAAUACAGACAAAUGGUAAAAAGAGAAGUAGCCUUCGAAUCAUAUAGAAACUUACCAGAACGUAGAUUUUAUUGGAUAAGAAUGAUCCUAACUUACAAUCAGGUAGUAAAAUAAAUAAUGGCAAACUCGGACAAAAUUCUAAAGGGAAGAAAUAAGACACGAUCGUAUAAAUCAAAACGAACAGAGUGGUUUUAAUACUUAGAAAAUAAAGCACAAGAAAAUAUUAUGUAAAAAAUAUUGUGUAAUCCGAAACAAAACACUAGCGAAACAAACAAUAUAGACGCUCUAACAAAAACAUUUAUCUAAGAGAGUGAUUAAACGGAUGAAAUGGACGAAAAUAAUUUCCCCUUCGAGAUUAAAAAUCAGACUGUAUUUAUGGGCUCGCAGCAAUUUUAAAUCUCCUUAUCUUUACCAACCAGGUGUAAAACCCGAACUGUUAGCUUUUGCUAUAGGCGAUGUUGCAACAAUCACGAUCGACCUUGUCUCCGUAUUUUAUCGCCGUCCUUUUCUCUCUCAACACCCAUUCCAAAAGUAUUAUCAACAAUUUAUUGUUGUUAUAACUAAAACUAUUGUUAUUAUUGCAAUGGGAAUCGAAUAGAGCCAUGUGGAUUUAAAAAGGGGUAUGUAUGUGGAAAUGAUGAAGGGAUGUUGUUCCGGACAUGCGUAUUGGAGUGGGAUGGCGACAGCCGGGCAGCGAGUAAACGUCAGUUGUUGGCCGGUCGCCGCGGAGCGCGUUGUGUCCCCCGCGCCAUCCAACCGCCUCGAUACAGUACACAUAUCAAAUUUCACGCGAAAAUUUGAUAUCGUCGUCGUUUUUGUGAAGUGUUUUCAAAAAGUUUGCUCGUUCACCGGUAAAUGUUUCAAGUUUAUCCGACUUAAGUAGUUUGUUCAAAUUUGUGCCUGGAAUUAUAUUAUUUGCGCUAUUGUGUUUUUUGUUGCUCAGUGAUAUGUUCGUUACCGUUUUGUUUUUGUAACAAAAAUGUAGAUAGAUCAAAAGUAGGUUGCGCCUACAGUUAUUAAAGUACGAUGUCCAUUGACCAAGCAUCACCACUGGUGCCGAUCAAACCACAAGUGGCGUUGCAGAACGGUGCUUUCAUAAAGAACAGCCAUAAUCGGAGCAGCUUUUGUGGGGUGGCGCCAUCAUCGAACGGUAAUGGAACCUUCAAAACUUUCGCCGUCAAUCGCAAGAGCUGGAGUGGAAACGUGACUCUUCCGCUACAACAGUUCACGCCCGACGUUGAACAAGCUCCGCAGUUGGCAACUUUUCGCUCAGGAACUGGAACGUUCCCGAGGAACAGAGAACGGAACAAUAACACCUCGAACGGAAUAUUAACACCUAAUGGGAACUCUGUUCAGACGUUCAGAGGAAAUGAAGUGAGGAGGUGCGGAAGCUCGAACGGCCGGCGUUACGCUGAGAUCGGAAACUGGAAUAAAAGAAAUGCGACAUUCCUCGAGCCGCAUCUGCAAGGCAUAAGGAGACGCGACAGCAGGAGUUCCGACUCUGAUCACGAUGAACGCUCCACGGAGGACGACGAGAGGUCCUUGCUUCGAAGUUCGCCUCGAACAAGACUGCCUCCGCCCCCGCCACCGCCUCCAGACGACGAGCCACCUCCGCUAAAACCUAGGGAAUUCUUCGAAAGACUUCAGACACAAGCGAUGAGGGAAGCCCAAGAUAGAAAGCAUAGAUCUCGGGACCUAUCCCUCAAAGAUAAUCAACUCUUCAGACCGGUUGAUGCUGAAGGGAGUCUUGGAGACAGCCUCAGUCAGAAAUGCGACAUUCCUCGAGCCGCAUCUGCAAGGCAUAAGGAGACGCGACAGCAGGAGUUCCGACUCUGAUCACGAUGAACGCUCCACGGAGGACGACGAGAGGUCCUUGCUUCGAAGUUCGCCUCGAACAAGACUGCCUC